Molecule: messenger RNA, 1636 nt
Organism: Cucumis sativus (cucumber)
Lineage: Eukaryota; Viridiplantae; Streptophyta; Magnoliopsida; Cucurbitales; Cucurbitaceae
Product: KRR1 small subunit processome component homolog
Exons: 13
Coding region: 335-1474 (379 amino acids)
Cellular component (GO): nucleolus; small-subunit processome
Molecular function (GO): RNA binding
Source: RefSeq, a predicted model, not a curated record
AUAUUAUGAUAAUUUCCCUAUAUAUUUUGUAUAUUUAUUAUUAAUUUAGUAAAUAAAGGCAAAAUAGUUAGGUCACGCAGGUCAAGUUCACGCCGCCUCUCACCCUCUCGUCUCGGCCUAUCAUCUCACGCCGUCGUCGCUGUUCAAUCGUCUCUCCUUCUCAGUCUCCGGCGGUCAUCUCCGAUCGUCUCCACUUCUCAGAAGUCUCCGAUUGUCGCUCGCGCUUGGCUCUCCCUCACCAUUGCGUUGUUGUGUUGCCGCUGGCUACGAUACCUUGUUGUGUACAACUCAUCCUCGAGGACAGACCAAUCGGAUUAUUUUCUCAAGUCCAGUUAUGGAGGACAUAGAGCAACAACACCAAAAUAAAACCAAACACAAGGGGAAGCAUGACAAGCCGAAGCCAUGGGAUGAGGAUCCUAACAUUGACCGUUGGAAGGUUGAGAAGUUUGAUCCCUCUUGGAAUGAAGCUGGUAUGCUCGAAGUCAGCUCUUUCUCUACUCUGUUUCCCGUGUACAGAGAAAAAUAUUUGCGAGAUACAUGGCCAGUUGUGAAGUCUGCACUGAAAGAGUUUGGUAUUGUUGGUGAACUGAAUCUGAUUGAAGGAUCAAUGACAGUUUCAACAACUAGAAAGACUAGGGAUCCGUAUAUUAUUGUCAAGGCAAGGGAUCUGAUCAAGCUUUUGUCAAGAAGUGUUCCUGCUCCUCAGGCAAUAAAAAUACUGGAUGAUGAAAUGCAAUGUGACAUUAUUAAGAUUGGGAACUUGGUGCGCAAGAAGGAACGAUUUGUUAAAAGAAGACGCCUUCUUGUGGGCCCAAAUUCAUCAACCUUAAAGGCCCUUGAAAUAUUGACAGGAUGCUAUAUUCUUGUUCAGGGCAACACAGUUGCUGCGAUGGGUUCAUUCAAAGGUUUGAAGCAAGUUAGGAGGGUAGUGGAAGAGUGCAUGAUGAAUAAAAUGCAUCCUGUAUAUAAUAUUAAGAUUCUCAUGAUGAGGAAAGAGCUUGCUAAUGAUCCAGCACUUGCAAAUGAAAAUUGGGAUCGAUUUCUUCCCAAAUUCAAGAAGAAAACUGUUAAACAAAAGAAGGUCAAGAGUAAACCAAAGAAGCAGUACACACCUUUCCCUCCUCCUCAGCAACCUAGCCAGAUUGAUAUACAAUUGGAAACUGGAGAAUACUUCUUAAAUGAAAAAAAGAAGUCAGCAAAGAAAUGGCAGGAUAAGCAGGAGAAGCAGGCAGAAAAAACUGCUGACAACAAGAGAAAAAGAGAAGCUGCCUUUGUUCCUCCUAAGGAGGCACCGAAGCAGGAUACAAAACCUGAUGGAGAUAAAAAUGAUAUUGCCGAAAUGGCUAAAUCCUUGAAGGAAAAGGCUAAGGCAUUUGGAAAACGAAAAGCUGCGGAAACUAUCAAUCCGGAAGCUUAUAUUGCAUCAUCCAGCGAUCGGCCACUUUUCAAGAAGAGAUCCAAGACAUCGUCGUAGAAGUUGGUAAGUAUACUGUGAGGGGAGCGAGCUUCAACCCUUGUAUAUGAAAUUACCAAAGGUUCUAGGUCUUUUUGUAUCACUUCAUUUUUUGUUUUGUUACAUGUCGGAUUAGACUCCGUUUUUAUAAUGAGAAAAUUUUGAGUCUUAUUAUUCACUGUG